CAGGCUGUCUCCUUGGUCACACACAUGCUCAAACACAGACAAGGGCUAAUUCCUGCUACAGCUACCACCAACAUCAUGGAGAGGAGCUCGUCUGUUUCUUUGGCCAUCACAUCACCCCAGCAGCCUGAACUGGAGACCAGCUUAGAACCGGACUCAGCAGCAAAAUCUGAUCCCAGAGAGGAAAAGGAGAAUGAGGAAGAGGAGCAGGAAGGAGAAAGCUGUGCUAGAGAUGACGCCAAAGGGCAAAGUUUGGAUCCGGAGUGGGUGGAGGAGAGGUUCAGGAUUGACAGGAAGAAGCUUGAAACCAUGCUGUAUGCUCCAGAACAAGGAGGAGAGACGGGAGAAAAGUUUUUCGAGCGAGUAAUGAGGGAAACUGGCACUCAGGUGAAAUGGCCAUCCAAACUAAAGAUUGGAGCCAAGUCAAAGAAAGACCCGCAUGUGAAGGUGGAAGGGAAGAGAACCAACGUUAUGGAAGCCAAAAAGAAGAUACUGGAAGUGCUAGAAACCAAGGUGAACAAGGUGACGCUGAAGAUGGACGUGGCCUUCACAGAGCAUUCCCAUGUCAUUGGAAAAGGUGGUGGGAACAUAAAGAAGGUGAUGGAGGCCACAUGCUGUCACAUCCACUUCCCUGACUCCAAUCGUCACAACGCAGCAGGAGAGAAGAGCAAUCAGGUUUCUAUUGCUGGGCCCAUAGAAGGGGUGGAAGAAGCCAGGAGGAGGAUAAGGGACCUCCAGCCGCUGUCACUGACCUUUGACCUGCCAGUCAGCCUGGUACCCCAGGCUCUGCCAGAUGCAGGCUCUCCACUUAUCCAGCAGGUGGCGCAGAGCUUAGGGGUCAGCGUGAGCUUCAGGGCUGUGCCACCACUGCCUCAAGCCCAGACAACCUUUUAUGGAAGUUCCUGCACAGUUUGGGGGCUGCACGGGCACGCAGCUGCUGUCAAGAAGGCGACGUGCAUCCUGAUGGAGCUCCUGCUUGGGUCAGAGGCCCCAGGGGGGAUAGUGAGCAGCCAGCUGGAUGUCACUGCUCAGCAGCAUCUCUUCCUGUUGGGACAGAAUGGCGCCAACUUUCUGAGUGUUAUGCACAAAACCCAGACCCAAAUCAUCCUGCCAGACCUUAGCGCUCCUCAAAGCCCCCCCUCGCUGCUCAUCCAGGGCAGCCCUGAUGGAGUCUGUCUGGCUCGGCGGCAGCUCAUGGAUUGCCUGCCCGUGUGUUUGAUGUUUGACAUGCGUGAAGAUGGGGAGGGAGAUCCUUGCAAUCUGACUCAGAUGAUGCAAAACCUCGGAGUCUUCAUUUGUGUCAAGCCCAAAGCGAAACAGACCAGCAAGUCAGUGGUGGUGAAGGGUCUGGAAAGGAACAUCUCCUGCAUUUAUGAAGCCCGCCGUCUGCUCCUGGGACUCGAUUCCUGCGAGACUGCAGUGGUAACCACGGUGAGCCCUGAUCUCAUGUCACCUGGUGGCGGGCUGGCAAACUAUUGGCUCGACAUUUUGCUGCAGCAGCUUCAUCUCUCUGAACAGGGCUCUGCACCUGCUCAAACCACAGAGGUGCUGACUGGUACUAAACGUCACCCUUCGCCUCCACCAGGCCUCACUUCUCCAGCUGACGAGGGCAGGGCAGGGCUGAAGGGAACAGACAGUUGCCAGCUGGAAAAGAUCCUUGAAAAUGAGUAUCAGUCAGACCAAUCAGAGGAAGAGGGCACGGAGGUCGUAAGGAUGUCACCAUCUGAGGCGUGCGACGCCGUAAACAGUAACAUCAGCAGGAUGGCUCUGAACGGUAGGAGAGGAAGUCUCCAGAGUGCAGAAAUCACCAAAACGCACGGCCAGGGCAGACGCCACUCCACAGGGCAGGCGCUAACAUACAGGUUGCUGAGCACAGAGAUGGAGGGAGGGUGGAGCGAGCGGCGAACCAGCCUGAGGAGAACUGCUCCUCGGGCUCAAAAUGUUCACGCUGACUCAUCUAAGGCUGAGGAUUAUGACUAUGAGAAGAAGAAACUACUUGCAACAAGAGCCAUGCAGAGGAAGCCUGUGGUCACAGAGGUUCGGACACCGACGGACACCUGGAGUGGCCUCGGAUUCUCCAAGUCCAUGCCGGCCGAGGCAAUCAAGGAGCUCCGUAGCAUCAGCCGGCGCUGCUACAAGCCUUACCUGAGUGCCAACACCAAUCAGCAGUGCUGGACUGCUCAGUUGGGGAAGGCGUGUGUCGGCAGCGAGUCUGAGAACUGGAGGGAGAGACGUGGAUCCACAUCUCUGCUCAUCUCUUCCUCCUCCCCCUCUUCCUCAUCCACAUCCUCCCCCUCCACACCCCCACCUGCCUUCCCUUCCUCCAAAGCCUCCUUCUCUGUGUUUUCCUCCUCGCUGAACAGAAGCAGAAACGACACGUCACCGGAAAACUCAGUCGGUGGCUGCUUCUUCGAAAGCGCCUACUCUACGAGGAGGGAGUCGACCUGCAGUCAGAGGAGCCCGUCCCCCCUUAUGAUGGAUGACCUGCCCGAGCUGCUCAGCCAACUCGGGCUAAUCAAGUACAUCGACCUGUUUGAACAACAGGAGAUCGACUACCAGACAUUUCUCACUCUGUCUGAGGAGGACCUGAAAGAAGUAGGGGUCUCCACUUUCGGAGCCAGGCGCAAGAUGUUAUUAGCCAUCUCGGAUCUGAAAAGGAGUAAAAGGAGGCCGUCGGAUGCCCAGCCCGUGAAGGCCGACUAUCUGGAAGGUGGCGCGAGUGGCAGACUGCCACGCAUCUUGGAUGUGGAUGUUGUGACCACUGGUGAGAGGAGACACCAACCAGAUCUGAGCUUUUGAUUACAGAGUAUUGCUGCCAGAGUGGGGGAAAAAAAGGUUCUUACAGAUAUUCACUUACAAGAAACAGAGAUGUUACAAACAUAAUUUAUCAUUUUUCUAUCCAGUGCCUUAUAUCUAGAGCCAUAUUCCAAAGCUUUUUGUUUUUCUUUUAAAUACGACUCGAGACAAGGACCAAAGCUUGGACUUCACGGGAACCUUUCGAGUAUUUGAUAUUUUUCAAGAAGGAAAUUUUGUAAAUGAUCAAGAAAAUCCUUCUAAGCUUAUUAAGCAAUGUAGUGGAUUUAGGCUUUUAUUGCAGAGAUGACACACAUGAUACAGUAGAGUACAGAAAAUGCUACGUUUAGCUUCGGAUAUUUCUUGGGCUUUUUUGGUUAAAUGAUUAGUGUGGGUGCUCAGAAAUGAAAGCAUGCCACUAGAGGGCAGUGGGGUCCCACUGUCUUUACACACGUCUGUGUUGUAAAAAAAAAAAUAGAUUUGUUUUAACAUUGACAACAGCACAAUCCCUGGUGGAUAAAGUGUUGUUAAUUCUGAAAUAUACAUCAGCCACAAUCAGACCAAGGAUUUUUUUUUUAAAUUUCAGUUACUCUAGGCUCGGUUUGUUUCAUUGGCCACAAAACUGAUUGCAUUUACAUUUACCAUUAGUUAUGAGCAUAACAUUGCACCCAUGAAGAUAGUGGUGCUUAAUCUAAUUUAAUCAACAAAUUUGAAAUAUUUUUUUUGGAUUCUCAUGGAACUGUCUGCUUGCAGGCACGAGGAGGUCUUGAUCUGCUCAGAGGCUUUCACGAGCUGGCUGGUUCAGUGGCAGCCGAGCAUGAAACACAGAGAGUGACAGGAAGUGUUGGGCUGUGACAAAUUAGGUAGAGAUGAUCCCUACUUAUUACAAUGUCUCUGCCAAUUACAUAGGCAGGCUUUAAAGCACUGAUACUCAAAUCUGGUCCUUGGGCUCUGGAGAACUGCUGGAGUUUUAUCCUGUCGGGUAGUUAAUUACGUUCCACUGAGGUAGCAGGUCUAAAUCGGUCUGUGAUCGCGCGUCUAGAAUGAAAACUACCAAGAAAAAAAAAAA
Molecule: messenger RNA, 3859 nt
Organism: Fundulus heteroclitus (mummichog)
Lineage: Eukaryota; Metazoa; Chordata; Actinopteri; Cyprinodontiformes; Fundulidae
Gene: bicc2
Product: bicaudal C homolog 2
Exons: 19
Coding region: 25-2796 (923 amino acids)
Cellular component (GO): cytoplasm
Molecular function (GO): protein binding; RNA binding
Source: RefSeq, a predicted model, not a curated record